Molecule: messenger RNA, 2289 nt
Organism: Symbiodinium pilosum
Lineage: Eukaryota; Dinophyceae; Suessiales; Symbiodiniaceae
Source: the annotation of a GenBank genome assembly
AUGGUCGAAGGUUACGACCUGGGCGUCGAAUGGCUCAUCAAAGAAAAUGAUGGUUCAGUGCGUGGUACCGGCGUUACGGACUACCGUGGCCUGGCCGACAUUGCCGACCCCAAUAUCGACUGGCUUAAAGAUCCAGAGAACACCGUAGUGUUACUGCCGAGCCAGUUUGUGCUGAUGGUGACCUGUGACGUACCUGGCCGCAGCACCGCACAAAUUCGCCGUGCGCUGCCCUUUGCGGUGGAAGAGUUUGUGGCCACUGACAUCGAACUCAUGCACAUCGCGCAUGCCGGCAUCAAAGCCGGCCAGCCAGUACGCUGUAACAUCGUUGCACAUGAAACCAUGGUGAAUUGGCUGGCCUGUUUUAAAUCUCUCGGCGUUAACCCCGGGUAUUUUGUGGCUGACAGCCAGAUGCUGCCCAGCGACAGCAAUAGCGCAAGUGUGCUUUUUGAAGGUACAACGGCCCUGGUCGCUGCCCAGGACCAGGCUGCUAUCGUAGAUAUCGAUAAUCUGGUUUUCGCCCUGAACAGCCUGGAUGUCAAUGAAAUCGCUGUGAUAAACGGCGAACUGAAUCCGGUUGAUGCCGGCUUGUUAGAGAGCAACCCGAAUAUCGUCAACGUUGACAUGUCACCACACGGUGUUCUCGACUACCUCGCUGACCAGUUCGGAAGCAGGAGUUUCAUCAACUUGUUGCAGGGACAAUACACACCAGUACGUCCUAAAAGUGCCCAUGCUGGAAAAUGGCAGGGUGUUGGCGCGCUUGCAGCAGUCUGGUUGCUGGUGGCUUUUGUUGGCAUGGUUGCGCAAGGAUUCUGGGCGUCAGCACAAGCUGACCGUCUACAGGAAGAAAGCUUUGCGAUCUACAAACAAGCUUUCCCCAGAGAAUCCCAACCUAACACUGUUGAUCAACUGCGCAGACGGAUGCGCGCAAAACUGGGGCAGAGUGGCGCCGCCGAGGAAAACAACGCCUUUGUGGGUUUAACCGCCCAAUUUGCCAACGUUAUGACCAGCAGCGGCAGAGUUGACUCACUGAGUUACACCCAACAGCGUGAAGAACUGACCGUUGAGGUACUGCUGGACAGCUUUGAUGAUCUUGAAUCGUUGAAGGGUAAACUUGCCCAGGCGGGCAUUGCGUUAGAGGUGGUCAGCUCCGAAUCUGAGGAUGCCGGCGUACGAAUCAUGAGCGUUAUGACAUCUAUGACUAACGGCUUUCGCAAUUCAGCAAUCGGCCGCUGGUUUUAUGGCCGCGAGCAGAAUGAACAGACCAUUAUUGCCGCGAUAGCAGCGCUGGUCGUAAUUGCCAUUUUGUGGGCGGUUGUCUGGAAACCUGUUGCAGACUGGCGUUAUGUCGAGACCAACCGCCAGCAGAAUGCACAGCAACUGGUUGACUGGCUACGUGUCAAUGAACAGGCCGCCAAACAGGCGGCAAGCAGCAGUAGCAACAACAGGGGCUCACGCGCGCUGAUUCCGGUUAUUACAAAAGCGGCGGACGCACACAACAUCAAGGUUAAUCGGCUACAGCCGGAGUCCAAUGGCGUCAUCAGCGUUGUUCUGCAGCAGCAGUCGUUUAACCAGAUUGUGCAAUGGAUAGCGCAACUUAAUGAAAACAAUGGUGUUUCUGUUGAUCGAGCCAGCUUCGAUUCGCAAGAUGCGCCAGGCUACGUUAACGGAAGGGACACUUCAAUGCUAGACGCCGAUAAAGUAUUUGCCGCAGUACACACGCAGGUGACAGGUGAGUUGAUGCAGUUAAUGAACGGCUUCUAUCACAACAUAGAAGACGGUCUUUUCGAGCUUGCUUAUACCAACCAGGAUCAGAUGCAACAGCGUCACCUGGUGGAACUGAUGCGUGAGCUACGCUUCCGGCGCAAGCAGUUGCUGCGCACAUUCGGCAAGCGCGUGCACAAUUCCAGUCCCGCCUGGCUGGGUCCAUAUGAAGCAGGCCCGGAACUUAUUGAAGAACGCAUGAUUGCCAAUGAGAUGGCGGCAAAAUGCGGCGCUCACUUUGGCCCCGUGCUCCAGACCAUCGCUGAGCGUACGUCGCAUGCCACUGCGCGGGAUGUGCAUCGCAAAGAUCUGCCCAUCAGCCCGGAAGCGGUGAGCUAUCACUUUGUGAUGUCCUGCCGCAGCGUUAAAUUUGACAAAUAUUCUGUAGCUACUGUUCAAGGGUUGUUUCAGCGCUUUGUGUUAGAUCGUCUCGGCGCGCUGUACGGAAGAGUCAACUACGAACUGGAAGAGGGUGGUUAUCGCACUGCGGCUGAAGUUGGUGACAGAGCGAUGCUCUCAAGCGCGUAG